Messenger RNA from Diprion similis, 1184 nucleotides. RefSeq names its product DNA mismatch repair protein MutL-like. Gene Ontology annotation, molecular function: ATP binding; ATP-dependent DNA damage sensor activity; ATP hydrolysis activity. The coding region runs from base 12 to 1022 and encodes 336 amino acids. The transcript has 6 exons. NCBI's taxonomy places the organism in Eukaryota, Metazoa, Arthropoda, Insecta, Hymenoptera, Diprionidae. Gene Ontology annotation, cellular component: mismatch repair complex. Gene Ontology annotation, biological process: mismatch repair. The record is from RefSeq and is a predicted model, not a curated record.
CUAACAUUUACAUGGAUUAUCGACGAUUCCAGAAAAUGGCUGCAGCCAUCCCCAAUUUAUAUCAAAAUGUUGGCGUCCUGAAAUAUGUUGGCAACCGCACAGAAGGACUCGUUGCGGAGAAUAAUGAUAUCAAUUCGUUACCCCGACGUCAAGAUGUACAAGUGAGGCCAUGCUUACGUGGAUCCAAUGUUUGUGAAUUUAAAUUCAAAAAAGAGUUGUUCAACGUAAUAGAGGUUGUGAACCAAAUCAACGAUAAUUUCAUAGCUGCAGUUGCCCUCAACCACGAUUACAAGGCCUUGCUAUUAAUUGAUCAGCAUGCAAUUCAUGAAAGGAUUCGCUAUGAAGAUUUGCUCAAAGGUUACACCGUACAAAACCAGCGAUCGUUUACAUUCACCAAAUUGGCCAUACCAAUGAUCAUCGACGGCUUACCAAGACAUCUUACGGAGCGAAUCACAACACAUCUAAAAGAAAUAGAGACGUUUGGAAUUACGUUGAACUUAGAAGAAAAGGAUCGUUUAGUUGUAAAAAGUAUACCAACAUGCUUUGGUAGAAUAAUGUUGAAUCAUAGUCGUGCUGAAUUGGAGCAUACGGUUCGGAAGCUUCUUUUCGAGAUAGUGGAUAAUUUGGAUUGCAAUUACCUGCCAAAUGCUAAUCUACCAAUGAUUAUUCACCAUGCCAUUGCAACGGAAGCUUGUCACGGGGCAGUAAAAUUCGGAGAAAAGCUGGACAUCGACCAAUGCACCAAACUUAUACAAGCCUGGAUACAUACCAAGGCACCAAGUCGAUGUGCCCACGGUCGUCCGUCUGUGAUUUUACUGUUGGAGCUUAAGCAAUCAGAGAUCCAAAUGCCGAUGUUAAAGACUAAAUUGAACUUCGCAUCUUUGAAACGCCCAUGCAGGUCAGACCAAAUACUAAUUAUCCAAAAACGAAGUAAAAUGAACAUCGACAAGAAUCAGGAUAUAGAUUCACAUCACGUGAUUCAUUCUUCCAACAAAUUACUACCUAAUGGUGAUUCCAAUUGACUUACGCCGAUGAGACUUCGUGCCAUUACUCAGUAUACCUUAAGAAAUAUUUUCCAGGUGUACCUAUUGUUCUAAUGUGUUAUUGCAGUAAAAAAAUUAGUCGAGUCCCAUUUACCGCAGGUGAAUAAUAAACAGUGGGAAUACAUGCUGUGACGUUUUUAC